Molecule: messenger RNA, 5598 nt
Organism: Tricharina praecox
Lineage: Eukaryota; Fungi; Ascomycota; Pezizomycetes; Pezizales; Pyronemataceae
Exons: 4
Coding region: 1-5598 (1865 amino acids)
Molecular function (GO): protein binding
Source: RefSeq, a predicted model, not a curated record
AUGGCGGACCGCAGCUGGGUCGACGACCUCGACGAGGACUGGAUAUCGCAGCCACGCUCGUCCUCCCCGAUCAUGCCGCACCACUCACCUUCUCAAGCAGGCACGGUCAACGUGCAGCGCCAUCCGCAGCAGCAGCAUUAUACCCACACCAACAAUGGCACGACGAACCGGCACAUGCGGCGACGGAGCAGUGAUACCCUGGGCAGUGGUGUAUCCAAUUCCUACGGGACCACGCAGCUGCACAACAGCCGGCGGACCGCGGAUACCCCCGAGUGGAAACGCCAUCUGAUGCGGAAUUUUGAUCCGAGUGCCGGCGGCAAGGAUUUGUUCUCGCCGUUGGAGCUGGAGAGCCUUUUCCGGCCGCCGACGGCGCCGCGCUCGUCCUCGCCUGGCCUGCCGUCGAAAACUCACCAUUAUCAGCCGCAGCAGGAACAACAGCUGCAACACCACCAGCAGCAGCAACAGCAGCAACAGCAGCAACAGCAACAGAGUUUCCCGGGCCUACCACCGCCGAAAUCACCGCGGAGGAGUUAUCUACAGGCACCGCAUUCCUCCGGAUUUCCAUCUGGGCUGUCGACGCUCGCGGAGGAGACGGGAAGCGGCAGUGUAGCGGGUGCACUGGAGCCGAUAAAGCAGAGUAUUCCGCAACGUCAAGAUGCGGGUGGAAAACCGGUACUGAGGCCGCUGAACCGCCAUUCGCUAAUGUCAAACGGACUCCGCCGAACGCAGUCUUCUCCCGCGGCGGAACGAGCGUCGGAAAGGUUCGAGAGGUUCUCGGAGGGCCUGAAGGGGAGGCGGAAAGUCACGGGGUUUUAUUCGGAUGUCAACGGCGGCGGCGUGGAGCAUGGUGCGGCUGCGGGUACAGGUGUGGGCGCGGGUGCGGCUGCGGAUAGGGCUUCCGUCGCCUCAAGUUCGCACUCAUCACGGCAGUCGCAGGAGUCGAGUGAUGACCGAAGGGAUGAGAGUAUUUCCCCGGUUUCAGUGGGGGCCGCUGGGUUCAACAGCAACCCCGGUUUCCCGGUGCUACGGCGUGGAAACAGCAAUCCCGAGCCGGAUCGGUCGUCUCGUCGGAGCAGGAAUGGGUACUAUAGGGAUCGGGAAGAUACGGCGGAGGAGACGCACAGUGAUACUGCGAGUGUGGGGAGGUUCAUGCAUGCAGAAGCUUCGGUGUAUCCGUCCAGUCCGCCCAUACCCGGCCAGUACAUGCUCAGGCGAGAGUAUAGCAGGGGGCGCGGGGAUAGGUUGAUGGAAGAGGAUGAAGAGGAGGACGAGCAUCCGGACGACCAGCACUAUAUUGAGGACGGGCAUCCGGACGACCAGCAUUACAUUGAGGACAACCACUACAUGGAGGAAGAGGAAGAGGAGGACGAGGACACUGGGUCUUCUCUUCCUGCGGCAUUCAUUGCUCCCCGGAGACCACCGCCGACACCACCGUUUCCGGACAGGCGUUCCGUGCUUCAAAGCAGCUCCAACAGUGCAGAUCCCGAUGGUAACGGCUUGCUCAGUAAUAUCCGUAACCAUCGGGACGCUCCAAAGUCGAAGUCACCUGUGAAGUCUAUGGUGGGAGUAUUCAGCCAUAGUAAUAGCAAUACGGCGGCUUCGAGCGGUGAUGAGGUUGAAUCAUAUUUCACGUCGAAAUCUUGCCGGUACACGCCCGAGUUUCGGACCAAGACUCCACUCGAUUCCUCUGAAGGCCAAAGACGCCUCGAUUCCUCCGAAGGCCAAAGACAGGGGAACGGAGGAAGUCCGUUGAAGCUGUUUAGUGGUGCCUACGACACCUACACGAACGAGAAGCUGCGCAAGCGACUAGGCGAGUUGGAAGAGAGCGAGGACAAUCGUGAGGAGUUGCCCAGGGCCAACCGAAGAAUCAGCUUCAAUGGCUCGGACGGCGACUCGAUGGAUGGACGGAGCGAUCGAGACUUUUCCGGUGGAAGCAUGGUGGUGAACCGUCUCGAGAAGAUGGCACGGCAGACCGAAAAACGGGAAUCUCCUCCGCCCGGCACUAAGUAUGUCAGGCGACACAGCAAGACCGUUCGGUACGGAGCCGCCACAAAGGACGAGCAGCUCACGGCCACCACUACCACUACCACCUCGACAAAAAUCGUGAACGGUCGCGACCGCAACCGAACCCGCCAUCACCGUCACCAGCGCCAGUUGUCUGCUCUUCCGGCGUCGUCCUCUGAUCGGCCAUCGCAAUCGCCCACGAGCGGCCGUAAGCAUCGCCGUUGGCGGUCAGACGAGUCGUCGGCCGCAAAUGACGGCGUUGCAGGGCCAAUAAGUCCAGUUAAAGAGCGCACGCCCAAAAGGCUGCGACGUGACUCUGUUAUCGUCCCGCCACGACCAGGCUCCAGCGGUACUCCAAAGCAUUACUUCCAGAGUCCUGCAGCUAGCCGACGUCGAAUAUAUGCAGGAAUCGAGGAGGGAAGCAUCCUUGCCAGCUCGCGACGAAAGCAACGGAGCAGGGCGAAUUCCAAAGAAUCCCAGGUUUCAGCUAAAAGAGCAGUGCAUCCUGUCGCGGUGCCUAGUGGAACGUCGCCAUCGCCCACACCUAGGAAAAAGAAGCACCACAUCCUGAAGAAUACCAGAGAGCUUGGGAUCGCGCCGUCAACAGCUGCACCGCUUAAUGGUCAGAACGGCCAUCCCCGGAAAAUCAUCUUCAGUGGGAGUAAGGGUGACGGCAUGCAGGGGGAGAGUUUCGAAAUGCCCACCCCUCCCAGAGAUGCCCAUCUCGGCGCACGAAGGGACAGCAUCACGACAAAAGAUUUCCUUGAGCAAGCAGAGGCCGUGAUGGCCAGACUCCGUGGACUGGGGCUGAGUAACGACAAUAAUGACAACGGUGAUGAUAGCCGGGGGGGAGAGGGUGACCGUUCCACUGUUUCGACCAGCAUGAGACUUCACGCCGUAGCAAUCAAACUCAAUAACAACCGAUGUGGCGACCAGGGUGCAUAUCCCAGCAUUCAUGCAGCACCGCCAGUCGAACGCGAACGCGAGCGCGAGCGGCAAGACGGAGACUUUGGCUUUUCUCGAUCGUCCAAAUCAUCGCGCACCUCGGUCAGAGUCAUCUCGAACGUUCCGGAAGUUCUGGCGCACCGCCUCGCGACAAAGACCGCGAUCGCGAACGACAUGACGUUCGACAAAGUCGCGCACGCCUGGGUAUCGAGGACGCCUAUUAAGGAAGGCGAGGAGGAUCCGCUGCGCGACAUCUCGGACCUGACGGUGGACUCGAAGGAGGAGGAACGCGCGCUGAACCUGGCGAAGGCUCACCUGCGGCUGUUUGGGUGUACACCGGAUGGCGAGAAGAGCGGGGUUUGGAGGAGCUCGAGGGCUAUGGACGAUACGGAAUUGCGCGAGAUGAGGGCGGGAGGCGAUAGCUGUGCUGUCGGUGGCACUUGGGAUGAGUCGCAUUGGGGCCGGUCCCAGCCGCUGAGCUCGAGCGUGGGAAGCAACAGCUCGCAGAGGAGCAAUGAGAGCGGGUUCGGCGCGAACAUCGUCAGGACGGAAACGAGAACUACGAGCUAUGGGACCGAUGAGAAUAUUGAGGAUGAUAAGAAAAAAACCGAGACGACGCAACAUGAUCACGACAGUAACGAUAAAGACGAAGGGGAAGAACCCAACGAUAAAGAUGGGACGGAUGCACAAAAGUCUUCCGCCAGGUUUGCGGACGACGCGUUUGCUUCCUCGCCUUUGAAACGCGAAAUGAGGAUGGAUGAUGUUAACGAUGAUGAUGUGGACGGAUUUCUGGAGCACGGCUCCCUACGGCGAUCUGGCCGCAAUAACCCUUCGGUCGGCUCGUAUCGGAAUACUUCCCGGCGCAAGUCGCUGGGAAAGACCUUUAUCGGACGGCCCAUUUCCAGGAUCACCGAGGAGGAGGAAGAAGUGGCGCUGAAGUUCCGUCGCCCGGUCAUGGAGCGCCCCAUGGAGCGCGAGUUUAGAAGGUCGUUCAGCAGUGCUCUGACUCCUAUACGAUCACCGUACGAAAGUCAGCUGGCAACGGCCCCGCCCUCAGUGAAGAACAAGGGAGACGUCUCUUACUAUAUGUCGCCGCUUCCUGAUCUUUCGUACCGGUUCGAGACUACCGAGGCUUUGGUUACGUUGGAGCUCUCAUAUAUCACCUCCCGUCGGGGUCCCAAGGCCACGUCCAAGGCUGUCGAGGCAUCGUUUUCCAUCGCCCAGGCGAAUCUCGUCAAACACCUGACGGACGUGGAGCCGUACGAUCCGUACUGGGAUUUCAUCAAGUGUCUCAAGCUCUCUGAUCGGAAACUGGAGACGUUGCACACUCUGAACGAAUGGUGUCCUCGGAUAUCCGAGUUGGAUGUGAGCAACAAUGAUCUGGGACAGCUGAGCGGGGCUCCGGAUAGUGUCCUCACCCUCAACGCGCAGCAAAAUUGUCUCAGUAACGUGACAUUCUUUGGCCACCUGCUCAAUCUGCAGUACCUCGACGUCUGCGGGAACGGGUUGGAGAAUUUGGAGGCGCUGAGAGCUUGCAUCCAUCUUCGCGAGAUCAAGGCGGACGAUAAUCAGUUGACGAGUAUUAGCGGGGUCUCCUCGAUUGCGGGGUUGAUGUCGUUGAGGUGCCGCCGUAAUCGCUUGGAGCGCGUUGAUCUCUCCAAGUCUGAGUUGACUCGCUUGGCUGAGCUCGACCUCCGUGCGAACCGUAUCGUCGAAAUCAAGGGUCUAGAGGCACUUCCAUCACUCAUCCACCUAAACUUAGACCAGAAUUGUCUCGCUACCCUCUCCCUCCCGUCCGGAAUCAAGCUCAAUACUAUUCGUUCGAUAAAGUUGACGCAAAACUCGUUUACUUCCUUCGACGUUGGACCAUUUCCCAAUGUUCGCAUCCUGUACAUGGACAACAACAAGCUCUCGCACGUGUCCGGUCUCACCAGGGCGAAAUCCAUUGACGCGGUGUCAUUCCGAGACCAGGCUACGAUCUCGGGAACAUUCGAUCUGGAUGUAGCGCGUAUGUUCGAGUCACGGAAGCUCUACCUUUCAUCCAAUCCGGUCGCCGCACUCAAUCUUAAGGCUAGCUUCCUCAACCUUCAGCUCCUGGAGAUGGCCGGAUGUCAUCUGCGGGCUCUGCCAAAGAAUAUCGCGUCACUGAUUCCGAACGUGCGCGUGCUCAACCUCAACUACAACGCGAUACCAGAUAUCCGUCCGCUCGCUGGGCUCACGCGAUUAGUAAAGCUCUCGUGCGCUGGGAACCGCAUCUCGAACGUCAAGAAGCUUGGCCAGGCACUCGAGCGCUGUCGCGGGAUCAAGUGGGUGGACUUCCGCAAUAAUCCGGUUACUGUCGGCUUCUAUCCACCCAUCACAACGGUCACAAAGCCGGCCGCCGAAGACUACGCUAAAGACCCGUUCGAGAUCGUCGAGGCGGAGGAGGAGAAGGAUGCUGCGCAUGUGGCCAGACUGGACCUGGACACGAGGUGCGAACGGAAGCGGUACUGGCUCGUCGUUGCGGCGGCGUGUAGGAAGCUGCGCGGCUUCGAUGGUCUGCUGUUUGUGAGGGAGGAUGUCGAGGUCGAGGAUGACGUCUGGAAGGAGUGCGUUAAGCGUGGCUGGCUGGUUGUUGGGGAUGCCGUGGAGAAGGAGGUUCAUGAGUAG